AUGUGGUCCGCCCCAAGGUCGCCGUCCCACGGCCGCACCUGCUCUGCCCCAAGGGCGCCGUCCCUGGCACGCGGCCGCCCCGUCCCGCGGUCGCCGCCGCCGGCAAGCGCGUGCCUGGCCCCCAAGGUCGCCGUCCCCUGCCCGCUGCUUGUCCGCCCCGAGGUCGUCGCCGCCGGCACGCACGUCGCCUCGGCCGCUCUGCCCCAAGGACGCCGUCUUUGGCACGUGCCUGCCCCACCCCCGCGGUCGCCACCGCCAGCACGCGCGUGUCCCACCCUCCAAAGUCGCCGUCCCCAUCCCGCUGCUACUCCGCUCCGAGGUCGCCGCCACCGGCACGCACUGCGCCUAGGCCGCUCCGCCCCGAGGGCGCCGUCCCUCGCACGCGCCUGCCCCGUCCCGUGGUCGCUACCGCCGGGCCGCGCCUACCCCGUGGCGGAUGUUCUUGGCACGCGCGUGCCCCGCCCCUAA
This is a messenger RNA of Lolium perenne, 468 nucleotides long. The record is from RefSeq and is a predicted model, not a curated record. NCBI's taxonomy places the organism in Eukaryota, Viridiplantae, Streptophyta, Magnoliopsida, Poales, Poaceae.